UCUAGUACUACACUAAAGUAGUGCGUGUAAUUGGAUUGGUAGGUUAUCGUACUAAUAUUAGAUAAAAACGUAUCUAGCACUCAUACGGAUUUAAAAGAGCUUUGGUCUCGAUAGUUCAUGUCAGCCGUAUAUGCGUUUUCAGUUAAGUUCUGCUAAAGGUUAUAUCUAGUUGCCAAGGCGGAGGAAUAUCCACCCCUCCACGCGUCAAAAUAUUGCCGUUAAGUAGGGGCGACCUCACGAGCGAAAGCCCAGACAACCGGGAACGGGGUUGCGCAUAAAUCGACUAUACUGUAAACUGACUGUCAGUUUACAUUCUGCAUUCGUUUAAUGUUAAUUUGCAAACGUCCUAUUUUCAAGCAAAGAUUGGUUUGGACAUAAUCAGUUUGUGAAUUUCCCAUAAUUCGUACUCGGAGAUCUUUUUACGGAUUUAUUUUCUCUUUUUGGAUCUGGAUCUACAGUAACUGCAUCAACGUUUGUGCCAGACUUGCGGUGGAUUUAGCGCACUGGAUUGAGCCAACCAGCUUGCUAGCCAGCAGCGAGCUAAUUUAGCUGAACCUUUUUUUUUUCUCCUUUCCACGGAUUUGGACCGUAAACUACCGAUCGUUGGACUUUUCGUUGUUUUGAAAACGUCUUAAUAUGCUGUUCGGCUCAUUUUCCCAGAUUUGCAGCCCGACGACUAUGGAUCACUUGCCGGUGAAAAUACAGCUCCAGCCAGUAAAAGUGGAGAAGGAGCCAUUUGACAAGGUUUAUCAGGUGGGAUCCGUACUGGGAAGCGGUGGAUUUGGAACCGUAUACGCCGGUAGUCGCAUCUCGGACGGAUCGCCGGUCGCCAUCAAACAUGUGGCUAAGGAGAGGGUGACAGAGUGGGGCACGAUUAAUGGCGCGAUGGUUCCCUUGGAGAUCCUAUUGAUGAAGAAAGUGGGAUCCACAUUUCGAGGUGUGAUUAAGCUCCUGGAUUGGUACGAGAGGCCGGACGGCUGGCUCCUCGUCAUGGAGAGGCCCGAGCUGGUCAAGGACUUGUUUGACUUUAUCACCGAGAAGGGCGCCUUGGACGAAGAGACUGCGCGGGGGUUCUUCCGACAGGUCCUGGAAGCUGUCCGGCACUGCUACAGCUGCGGCGUGGUGCACCGGGACAUCAAGGAUGAAAACCUCCUCGUAGACCUACGCAGCGGGGACCUCAAGCUCAUUGACUUUGGUUCCGGGGCGAUUCUCAAGGACACAGUGUAUACAGAUUUCGACGGUACGAGGGUGUACAGUCCUCCGGAGUGGAUCCGCUACCAUAGAUACCACGGGCGCUCGGCGACCGUGUGGUCGCUGGGCGUGCUGCUGUACGACAUGGUGUGCGGCGACAUCCCGUUCGAGCAGGACGAGGAGAUCCUGCGCGGCCGCCUCAGCUUCAGGAGGAGCGUCUCCGCAGAGUGCCAGCAGCUGAUAAAGAGCUGCCUCUCCCCGCGGCCGUCCGACCGGCCCACGCUGGAGCAGGUGUUCGAGCACCCCUGGAUGCGCUCGGGCGAGGACGAAGACGAGGACGAAGGCAAGGCGGACGAGCGAGAGAUCCGGCUGAGGACCCUGGACCCGGACACGUCCAGCACCAGCUCCAGCAAGGAGAGCCUCUGAGCCCCGCCCCGCCGCUGGGACACUCCCCUCCCUGUCCUGUUUUUAAACGGAACGUCCGCCCCCGCCCCCCUCCUCCCUCCCAAAUAAGUCCCUUUCAUUGUUUUUGUAAUUCUGUUUCCUCGCGGGGGAACAGGAGUGUUCGGGUGGUCUUAACCAGCACUUAUUUAUUUUGUAUUUAAUUUGUUACACAGAUGGUCGAAGAGUCUGCUCUUAUAGAGCUGGGACAACUUUUUAUUUGCGUUUUUGUUUUUUUAUUUUGUCUGUUUUUCUUUUGAGUGCCUUUUUUUGAAAGCUGCUUUUUUGUGGGAUUUAUUUUUAUUUUUUUGCCAGUUAUGAGUGUUUGUAAUUUGCACCCUGUGGGAGUGGGGAGGGGUCUCUCCCCCUCCCUGUGCAGAUUACAGGCCCAGUUUGGGGUUGUUUGAGGGGAGGGGGGGGGCAUGACAGGGUCGUACAGUUUGGGGAAUACUUGAAACACACACUUACACUGCCUCUUACUUUGCUGCUCACGUACUUCAGUCCGAAUUGGCUUUCUCUUCGGUCCCUAUUAUUUAUUGUUUUUAUUUGUACAUGUAUGACUUUUUGUACUUUUUUCUGAAUGUGUACUGAAGACGACCCUGUCCCCCUAUCUAACGUAGGGAUGUGUGUGUGUGCCCCUGGAGUCCUGCGCUUUUAUUUUUAUUUUGUUUCCCCCCCUUUUUAUUCUCUUGUCCAGGUUUUCCCUGGCUAGGGCUGUGAAAAUGCACAAUCAAUGCAAUAUUCCUGGACUCAAAUUUUAUGUUUUUAUUUUUUGAAAACAAAUAUUGUCUAAUGUAUUUUCUGUUCGUUUUUUUUCCUCCCUGCCCUGGGUAUUUAUUUUGUAAAGUUUAUUAUGUAGACAUUCCACGCUCUUGUGGUUAUUAUUUAUUCAUUUUUUUUUGUCUGUCUAAAUGAGAAAAGAAAAUUCCCCCAAAUUUCCUCUUUUUUACAUGGCCUUCCGGUUGCAUUCCCGUUAGAGGGGGAGAACGCGUUUCAAUUCGACUUGUUAACUUCGCAAAUGUACAAAAGUUGUUUGUAAGAACGUUGAGGUUUAACUUUUGAUUGUUCAAAAAAAAGUUAUCGAUGUGAAAGCUCGACAGACCUUUAUCUGCGGCGUCUGGGAUGGUUGCAUCUUUAAAAAAUAUUAAAAUCAAGCAAUGCGGUUUGGAUAAACGGUUAAGUUACUGAACCUGUACGAUCUCCUGUAAUUGAAUUCCUGACAGCGAAGUUUAAUUUGGGAGGAACUAUGCCUGUUACUGAUGCAUAAGGGCCCAGUGUUGGAUAUGUCUGUCUUUUUCUUCUUCUUCUUCGGUUUAGUAGUGUGAAUUGCAAUUAUGGAGAUCCUAUUUUUAUACUGAAAUUUCAAUUAAACCGUUUUGUACAUAA
Messenger RNA from Conger conger (European conger), 3018 nucleotides. Its product is annotated as serine/threonine-protein kinase pim-3-like. The transcript has 6 exons. Gene Ontology annotation, biological process: protein autophosphorylation; negative regulation of apoptotic process; regulation of mitotic cell cycle. Bases 637 to 1617 code for a protein of 326 amino acids. NCBI's taxonomy places the organism in Eukaryota, Metazoa, Chordata, Actinopteri, Anguilliformes, Congridae. Gene Ontology annotation, molecular function: protein serine/threonine kinase activity; ATP binding. Gene Ontology annotation, cellular component: cytoplasm. The record is from RefSeq and is a predicted model, not a curated record.